AUGUUUAAUUAUGACAAUUAUUACGGAUCGUAUCAAAACGGGUACUUACCUGUAAGCUUAUAAUUUCAUUCUACAAUUUGAGUUUAGAGCACUUCUUACGUCCCUCACAGCAGUGUUUACUCUUUCGAUGGAUAUCCCGUUUAUGGUGGCCAUGAAUAUCAUAAUCAGAAUUUUGACAAUAAUCCCUUCUUUUCCAAUUUCAAAUUCCAAAUGCCAGGGACUGAGGCUGAACUUGAUGAUGCAGCAGGUAAUUAUCGUCUAUGAUCUCUGAUUACAUAUUUAGAAAUGAUUGAUAUGACCGACGAAGAGACAGAAAAGAGCAAGCGAUCAUAUCCAUACAAUCCAUAUUCAAGUCUCCUUGAGAGCAAUGACGGAGCUCCCAACCGAUUAAUGAUGAUGGUAUUCAAUGCACGUAUCACGUCCAAAGACAAACCGGCAGGGUGUUCCAGACCCCAAAAUCCUGAUGGUACCUUCAAUAAAGCAGUUUUACCGGUGAUUGAGAAGAUGUUGAACAAUCAAUUAUCUUCUCAACAAGAGGCCCGUCCGGUUUAUAAACUGAUAAAUCUUGGAGCAGUAAGACAUUUGGAGCGUUUCUACUUUUACUUUUAGAAUGACAAUAUUCAAGAGCCCGUCAGAGGAUAUUUGGUGAAUAAUGGGAAUACGUGGGUCAGAAGAAAGGAAGCAGAAGCGCCAAAAGUCUCUCCUCCUAAAAAGAAAUUUGGAAAUCUUUCUUUGGUUAAUGUAGGAGGGAAGAAGAUAACCGGGGACUCAAACGAAUGUAUUGGGUACGCGAAAGAUCAGAAGUGUUUGGCGGACAGUCUCUGCAAGUAUUCUCACAAUGCGAGCUCCGAACAUCAAAAGAAGCUUUUAUGUUCAAGGUACUCUUAUUUGUUAUAAUUUUAACAUUUUUGUCUAACUAUUUUCAGCCAGAUGAAGGGAAUGUGCCGUAACGGAAAGAAAUGUGAUUUAGGGUACCAUUUGUUGCAAUCUCAUCAGCUCCCAGUUUGCCAUUACUAUCUGAAGAUGAUGUGUUCGGAAGAAGACUGUCCGUAUCUUCAUGUAAAGCAUUCCCCGUCCACAGAUCUAUGUUCCCUCUUCCAGAAAGGCCUUUGCACUUUAGGGAUCAGAGUUAGUUUAUUGGAUUAGAUUCUAUGUAUUCAGUGCAAUUACAUCCACAGGUAUUCUGUCAUCGUCCUUGCGCAACGAACUGAUCCUAAGCUCGAAUUUGGUCCGGAUGGGUUUGUUUUGAGUGCCAUAGAUGAGGUAAUGUUUUGUAGCGACCAAGUUGACCCUCAGCCUCUUGCCCAGUGGUUCUUCUAG
This is a messenger RNA of Bursaphelenchus xylophilus (pine wood nematode), 1320 nucleotides long. Lineage: Eukaryota; Metazoa; Nematoda; Chromadorea; Rhabditida; Aphelenchoididae. The record is from the annotation of a GenBank genome assembly.